AGUGAGCUGAUUUUCCGGUAGAUGACGUUAUAAGAGAAAUGUUUUGGCUCGUGCACAAUUGUUCCUGAAGGUGAGCACACUCUAAGCCACGGGAUUCUGUCCGUGGUGCUGAUGCAGGCUCCUUCACACAACGUGCCGAGAAAAUGUUUCUUCUUUGUAUCGGCAUGCGUCAGGGAAGGAGGUGCGCUGCUCCAAGACUUUGUGUGGCAGCUGCAGUCACAGGGUUUGGGGCUGCUGCCCGCCGCAAAAAAAUGCGAGACACAAGAGAAGCACGUGUAGUGGGUGGUCCCCGGCAGACGACUUUCACGUGGCUCUAGCGAGCGCCGAGCCGGAGCUGAGCCGCCGCCGUUUCAGUCCGGUGCGGCACCAGCAGGAGACAACAUCAGCAUGGCUGCGGAGAUGGAGCCCUCAGACGUGAUCCGCCUGAUAAUGCAGUACCUCAAGGAGAACAACCUCUACCGAACGCUGACCACCUUGCAGGAGGAAACCACCGUCUCACUCAACACGGUGGAAAGCAUCGACAGUUUCAUAGCAGAUAUAAAGAGCGGCCACUGGGACAACGUCCUGCUGGCUAUCGAGUCCCUCAAGUUGCCUGAUAACACACUUAUUGACCUUUAUGAGCAGGUUGUAAUGGAGCUCAUUGAAAUGCGAGAGGUGGGAGCGGCUCGCUCUCUCCUCAGACAAACUGACCCCAUGAUCAUGUUAAAGCAGACGCAGCUAGAGAGGUACAUCCAUUUGGAGAACCUGCUAACAUGCUCCUACUUUGACCCCCGAGAGGCGUACCCGAAGGGCAGCAGCAAGGAGAAGCGGCGCAGGGCAAUAGCUGAGGCGUUGGUGAGGGAGGUCAGCGUGGUGCCCCCCUCUCGCCUCAUGGGGCUCCUGGAACAAGUUGGCUCUAUGAGACUAGAGCAGUCGCCGGGUCAUCUCUCCCCCGAAAUGGCCAUUGAAACGUCUGGCAACAAAGAAAGACAUGUGGAGAAAGAGAGCUUUCCAACGCAGCUGUACCGUCACAUCAAGUUUGGACGGCGGUCGCAUGUGGAGUGUGCCCGCUUCUCUCCCGAUGGCAAGUACUUAAUCACUGGAUCGGUGGACGGGUUCAUUGAGGUCUGGAACUACAACACAGGAAAAAUAAGUAAGGAUUUAAAGUAUCAGGCCCAAGAUAGCUUCAUGAUGAUGGAUGAUGCUGUGCUGUGUAUGUGCUUCAGUCAAGACACAGAUCUACUGGCAACUGGAGCUCAGAAUGGCAAAAUAAAGGUGUGGAAGAUACAGAGUGGCUUGUGCCUGCGCAGGUUUGAGCAUGCCCACAACAAAGGUGUGACCUGUCUGAGCUUCUCCAAAGACAGCAACCAGAUCCUGAGUGCCUCCUUUAACCAGACCAUCAGAAUCCAUGAACUGAGGUCAGGCAAGACACUAAAGGAGUUAAAUGGCCAUUCAUCGUUUGUAAAUGAUGCAUCUUUCACUCAAGAUGGAUUUCACAUCAUCAGUGCCUCAUCUGAUGGCACAGUUAAGAUUUGGAAUGCAAAAUCGGGCGAAUGCAUCCACACUUUCAAAUCUCUGUCUCGGACAUCAGAGCUCCCCGUCAACAACGUCAUUCCUCUGCCCCAAAAUCCAGAGCACUUUGUGAUUUGCAACCAAUCCAACACGGUGGUCAUCAUGAACAUGCACGGUCAGACUGUGAAGACCUUCAGCUCGGAUAGAAAGGAUGGAGCCAACUUUGUGUGUUGCACCCUGUCACCCCGCGGGGAGUGGAUUUACUGUGUGGGAGAGGACUUAGUGCUGUACUGCUUCAACUACACGACGGGAAGGCUGCAGAAAACGCUUACCGUUCACGAGAAAGACGUAAUUGGCAUCGCACACCACCCACAUGAGAAUCUGAUUGCCACAUACAGCGAGGAUGGCCUCCUACGGCUAUGGAAACCUUAAACUGUCGCCUGCAUUGUGAUAUGGAGGACCCAGAGAGCCUUACACUUGGUCAUAAAGUGAUUCAUUCAUUUCUAUACUUUACAAAUGGAUACAUUCUUCCAUCAGUAAAUUAUAAACCAGUUCACUGAUUGAGAGAACAAUCUCACCACUAAGUCUAUUCAGUAGCUGUUCUGGAGCUUUAGGUCAUGUCACAUGAUCUUCAUCAGCAGAUUUCCAGUUGUCAUGGAAUUGUAGAUGCUAAACUCUCCUGAGCACUUCUUGUAAAUGGUGGCUUAAAAGCUGAGGUUCCAAAUGAAUUUCUUUUCCUCGGAAACAGCAGUUUAGAAAACAGUCAGCUCCGUGGCAAAUGGGCAAACUCCAUUUGCUGAUGAGCAUCAUGUGACUUGACUGAAAGCACCAUAACAGCUACUAAAUGGAGCCUGUGGUGGCAAUGUUUCCUGAACUGCUGUUUCCAAAGUCAAGCAUAUACUUGGAACUUCUGCAAUGAAUUGUUUAUUUUCAAUGUCCACAAGUUCAGGUGAUAGCCAAUGCAAGUGUCUGUUACGUCUGAUGGUGGAUUAGAAAGACUGUGCAUAGUGUACACAUUGGGAAAGUGGCAAAAUAAUCCAGUUGACAAAUAAAAUAAAAUGUUAAAAAAAAAAAGUAAAGAGGAGGCAACUUGGUAAAUCAAAAUGAAAUAAAAUAAUCCUUUCAAUCUCUCUUAAAAAUUAAAGGAACAGGCCAUCAAUAUUCUAUAUUAUAUAAGACCACAACCAACUAUACUUGAUUAUACUGAAGAUGUAUAUCUUUAAAAGUGGGUAACAAAUAUAUAGUUUCUUUUUCUUUUUUUUUUAAAUGCUUAAUAAUUUUCUAAAAACAGCUGGGCACUUCAGUUUGUAGCAAAUGUUAAUCAAACAAGAGUAAUAAUGCAUUUGUUGACUAGUUUCAGCUGUGGAUUAAUACACAUUCGGUGCUUUAGUGAAUAUUUACAGCAGUAGGACGGUGCGGGGGAUUGGCUAAAUUAACUACAGUACUCAUGUUCAUGGAAAUAAUGGAACAUGUCACCCUGGGGAACGCUGUGGCACAUUGACGUGUUUUUAAUAGUAUUUUGACAAUAAUGGAGGUGUAUGGCAUAGAGUAAUAAGCUAUAUCAGGCUUUGGCUACACAACAGAAACUAUUUUUGUAUUUGAUUUAUUGAUUGAUUGAUUAAUUUGUCUUUCAAAGGUCUUUGCUUGAUGAAUUUUAACAGCACUGUCUAGGUCCUCCAUACUGUACACACACUUCCUUGUGGAUCCAACUUUACCAGUGCAGUUUCAAUCCCCAUUUUCAUCUCUUCUGUCGUUAUUAGACAUGAAAAUGCAUGAUAGUGAACUGUCGUGAAAAGAUUUAUAAUAAAAACUGCCUCUUGUUUGGGCAUAAACAAACAAUAUCAGGUAUGUGAUUUGUUAGCUUUGGUUUAUAAUGAUACUUUUGUAACUUUGAUUCAAUGACUGAUUCUGUUUUGUCCUGCAUGCUACCUCAGUACACUGUCUAAAUGUGGCCGAUCAAUCGAUUCAAUACUCCUUAAAAAUAUGCAUGAUGACUAAAGAUAAACCUCAGUGGAACUCCAGUGACACCUUCUGUAUCCUGUGUGUAUAUAAUAAAUGUAUUUAACGUAGUCACAUUAUUGUCGGUUUGCUGCAUAUACUGUAAUCGGUGUUCCUGUGCAUCAGUAGGACGUGUAUGCCUGCAAGAAACACAGCUACUGCCUCGACCAGUAUUUAUUCACACAGCACUAUCUGGUACCAUUUAGCAUCUGUCUGUAAACUAUCAUCCAUAUGUCACUGCUGCAAAAUAAUGUUUAAUCAUUACACUGUAUUUUGUAUAUUCAUUAUGUUGUAUAUAAAACUGGCAGUCAUGUCAAAAAUGAUUAUCAAUAAAAAUAUA
Micropterus salmoides (largemouth bass) is the source of this 3829-nucleotide messenger RNA. Its product is annotated as WD40 repeat-containing protein SMU1-like. Gene Ontology annotation, cellular component: precatalytic spliceosome. The record is from RefSeq and is a predicted model, not a curated record. The transcript is spliced from 12 exons. Lineage: Eukaryota; Metazoa; Chordata; Actinopteri; Centrarchiformes; Centrarchidae. Bases 388 to 1923 code for a protein of 511 amino acids. Gene Ontology annotation, molecular function: protein binding. Gene Ontology annotation, biological process: mRNA splicing, via spliceosome.